Impatiens glandulifera is the source of this 1424-nucleotide messenger RNA. Its product is annotated as E3 ubiquitin-protein ligase ATL4. The transcript has a single exon. Lineage: Eukaryota; Viridiplantae; Streptophyta; Magnoliopsida; Ericales; Balsaminaceae. The coding region runs from base 66 to 1130 and encodes 354 amino acids. The record is from RefSeq and is a predicted model, not a curated record.
UUCUUCGUUUAGAGAGCUUUAAAUACUCUCUGUAUUUCCCCGCGCCCUAUUUACUCCACGUAAUAAUGCCUCGUUCAUAUCUUCAUCUCUUUGAUCCUCAUCCACCGCCGAUUCUUCCGUUUACCGGCGGCGAUUCAUCACUCGGCGGCGGCGGCGACUCGGUACAGGUAUCAGGCGGUGGAACGACUCAUUCGUCUUCCUCCAACACUGCAUCUUCAAUCGUAAUAGUCAUUAUAGUUAUUGCAUCUGCUGUUAUUUUAUCCGCAUCUUUGUACUUAAUCCUUCGAUGUAUCACUCGCCGAUGUAAUCGUUCCGUUAGAACGUUCUCUGCUGCAGAUGACGUUGUAGUUCUUCCGUCGUUACGUAAUCGGAAUCAGAAUGAUUUCUCUAUGGCUGAUGACUUGAUUAGUUCUCUUCCUCUAUUCACAUACGGUUCCUUAACCGGAGACAUUGCAGGUGGAGAUUGUGCAGUUUGUUUAUCGAAAUUUGAGAUUAAGGAUCAGUUGAGGCUGUUACCUCUCUGUUGUCACGCAUUUCAUGCUCAAUGUAUCGACGCUUGGCUUUCCUCGAAUCAAACUUGUCCGCUUUGUAGGUCUACGAUUCAUCCGACUGAAGAAGAUGUAAUGAAUAAGAUCCUCUCGUCAACAACAACAACAACAACGGAGAAUAAUCGAGAUCGAGGUAGUUUUAGAGUUGAAAUCGGAAACGUGAGUCGUCGAGGAACGACAUCAGAUUCCGUUGAUUUAACAACUAGACGUUCCUAUUCUAUCGGUUCGUUUGAUUACAUUGUUGACGAAGGUUUCGAAGUUCCAAUCGCAUCAACUCAUAGUCGUGGAUUAUCCGACUGUACUGCCGCCGAUAAGGAAUCGUACACUUCAGCACCACCACCACCGGAACCUCCAGGUGAUGCGGUGGCUAUCAAUGUCGCUGAUCAUCAACGGAGUUGGCUUAGAGACUACAUCGACAGACUGGCUUCGAUUUCAUCUCGAACGCUGUCGUUUCGAAGCUCCGGUAGAAUACUUACCGGAAGUAGUCGCCGGAGUGAGACGGCGGUUGCCGUCGAGGACUUGGAGGCGAGUCGUCUUGGAGAAGAAAUUGGGGAAUUGUUCAGAUGGCUAUCAGGGGUAUGAUUCUGUUAAUUCCGUAAAUCUAUAAGGGCAAAAUGGUUAAUUUCUCCCAUCUUUUGCUACAUCCACUCCAUAUUAAAUUUUGUUUCAUCCAUGAGUGGAAAUAGCAAAGAAUGGGGAAUAACGGUUUUCUGAACAGAUAAACUGAAAAUGGUUACGAAUAAUCUCCUUCUAUAUUUUACAUGAGAUUAUUAGCUGUGUAAAUUAGUUUUAAAAAAAUGAAAUAUUUUCUUAGUUGUAAAUCAUUUCAUUUCGAUUUCUCUAUUAUAUUAUUAUAUAUAUUAAUUGUAAGUUUGC